AUGCUUGCAACGAACAAACCGGUAGCUGAUGUCGCCUCCGGCCGCAAACUUGGGAGACUUCCUUCGAGUAUUGAUGGCAGUGCAGGCUGUGCUCCUGACACGUUCGGCUGUACAGCUUGGCUUACGGUCGCGCCCGAACUUCGCUCCAAACUCGACCCGAAGGCGGUUCGCGUUUUUUUCACCGGCUACGACCUGGCUUCAAAAGCCUUUCGCUUCUACGACACUACAACACAGAAGAUUAUACUUGGCAGAAAUGCCACGUUCCUCGACACUGAAUUCCCCGGAUUACAUGGCGACCCCACUGAGCAAGACGGCGACACGCACUUCGCCAGCGCUCCCACCACCGAAUCUCAAACCGUUGUCAAGACAUGGACCCUGUGAAGAGUCCACUCUCAGCUCGACAGGGGCGCCUCGGUCGUUGCGCGCGCCUGCUAGCCUGGCCCCUGUGGUGGGGACUUAGGCGCGCGCGAGUGCCUCAGCGCGCCGGCGCCGGCGGUUUUCGGGCGCGCGCCGCUAGCCCGCCCUUGCAGUGGGGACUUAGCCGCGCGCGACUGCCUCAGCGCUCCAGCGAUUUCGCCCGCGCCUGGGCAUAUCCCAGCGCGGGCCACCUUUCCAUUUCUUAGCUUCCUUCUCAUCACUUCUGUUCGACUCUCGACUUCUCCUGACAGUAGUGGUGAUCAUCUCAUAGGUACGCUGAAAUAGAUCACUUCUGUUCGACUCUCGACUUCUCCUGACAGUAGUGGUGAUCAUCUCAUAGGUUAUAAGCCCAUCGAGCUACCGCUGGCAUGGACACGUCGUCAACCCUCGCGACGAGCGCCAACCCGACAAUUCCCGCCGAACAGCUUGCCGCACUUACAUCGCUGCUGUCGGGACUCACCGCUGCCGCUUCCGGCACUACCGCACCCGCCACGACAUCCGGCUCCAAUCGCAAUGCCUUCCCGAAGCAUGCGCGGUUGGACGGGCCGAAGACGUUCGCGAACUGGACACGCCAGCUUCGCCUGUGCCUAGCGGACGACAUCCGCUCCUACGUCCUCGACGGAAUCACCCCCGACGAUUGGAAGCCUUCGCAACGCUCCGCCCGCGACGUCGUGGCACGCGAGAUCCUUGCAAACUCAAUCGACUCGGCCGAAGUCUCGGCAGUCCUCGACAAGAUCCCUACGGCCGACCUCACAGCGCCCAAGAUUUACUCGACGCUGAAAUCGCGAUACGCCCCUGAUGACGCCACUCGCACGCUCGAGCUCUUCUCGCGACUCUGGGGCUUCCGACCCAUGCCCGGAACGGUUGGCGAAUUUGACAGUUGGAUCAUGGACUUCAAGUCGGUCGCGCAAGAGAUCAUCGAUACGAAAACGACGAUCAACGACGUCCUUGCCACACUCCUCCUCGCGAUCGCCCACCCGUCACUCGAGAGCUUCAAGGCAACGUUCACCGACGAACAACGCACGCAACGAACUCUCCCUGACAUCGAUUCAGUGGCCGACCGUAUGCGAGUUCAACUCCGGUCAACGAACCUCUCCAACGAUCAAUCGGCCCUCCUUGCCUCGUCGUCGCCACGUUCUACCCGUACCAAGUGCCUCGCCUGUCGCAGCCCUUCUCACCGCGUCGCACAAUGCCCUACAAGGGCCCAGCAUCCACCGCCAGGCCCGUGUCGCUCCUGCAAGAAGAAGGACCACUGGUCUUUCGACUGCAAAAAGGCUCUUGAGGACGGGAAAACGCCCGACACCUCUGAUGCGCAACACCAUGUCGGAUGUCUCGCCACCGGUCUUCUCGCACAUCGUCGUCAGCUUCGCAACAACUCCUUCGUCGUCGACUCGGGUGCCACUUCGCACAUGGUCUCGGACAAGUCGCUGUUCACGGCCUAUCGCCACAUCGCUCCUACGAAGAUUGGUGGUAUUGCAGGGGGCAUCAACGCCGUCGGAACGGGAAACAUCGCCUUUGUUGCCGCCUCCGGUCACCCGAUCACGCUUACCGGCGUGCUGCACACCCCGGGCCUGUCUGUCAACCUCCUCUCGGUCUCUCGACUUUGCGACACCGACGAUGUCCGUGUCGCCUUCACGAAGCACGGCAUCCAUAUCGACAAGAACGGCAAUGCUAUCGCUGAAGGCGCAAGACUCGAGGAAGGGCUCUACUUGCUGGACGCUGAUCAUUCCAAAUGUCAGCAUCUCGCUCUCCUCUCUCGCUCACAGUCUUCCGUGCCCCUGCUGACCCUUCACCGCUGCCUCGGCCAUCUCGCACCGUCGUCCAUACAGAAGAUGGUUGCCGCUGGUUUGCUGGAAGGUCUCGGGGCCGGAUAUAGUGACGAAGAGGUAGAGAAGUUUGUCUGCAAUGCUUGCCUCAGUGCAAAGGGCCAUCGUCUUCCUUUUCCCGAUUCGGACUCGCACUCCUCAGAGAGACUCGGCCUCGUACACAGCGAUGUGCUUUCCUUUCCCGAGUCGUCCUUGACUGGCAAGCGUUACCUGGUCACGUUUCUUGACGACUUCUCGCGCAAACUGUGGGCAUACGCGAUCGGACACAAAAGCGAAGUCUUUGGCGUGUUCAAGACAUGGCUUGCCGAGGUCGAACUCGAGACGGAUGCAAAACUGAAGGUCCUCCGAACCGACAAUGGUGGCGAAUACUGUUCGAGAGCGUUCACGGAAUUCUGUAAGGCACGCGGCACACGUCGACAAUACUCUAUCCCUCGAACGCCUCAACAGAACGGUCGUGCCGAACGAGUCAAUCGUUCUAUCGUCGAAGGUGUCCUUGCCCUCCUUGCAGACGCCCACUUACCCAAAUCAUUCUGGGAGGAGGCAGCAGCUUAUUUCGUCUACUGCAAGAACCUGUGCGAACACUCGGCCCUGGACAAGGCAACACCGAACUUCGCCUGGCAGGGCGACCGCACCAACGCCUCGGCGCUUCACCCGUUCGGCUGCACGGCUUGGCUCACAGUCGCGCCUGAACUUCGCUCGAAACUCGACCCGAAAGCGGUUCGCGUUCUCUUCACCGGCUAUGACCUGGCUUCUAAAGCCUUCCGUUUCUACGACACGACGACCAAGAAGAUCAGUUUGGGCAGAAAUGCCAGGUUCCUCGACAACGAAUUUCCCGGGUUACGUAGCGACUCCACCGAGCAAGACGCCGACACGCACUUCGCCAGCGCUUGCCCGACCACCGAAUCCCAAGCCGUUGUCAAGACAUGGACCCCACUAGUAAGGUCGGCGCACAUGGACGUCUCAUCCUCUCUUGAUGACUCUGCCAUGAGCGCCGUUGACGUGGCCCCAGGGUACACUGGCGGAACCUUACUUAAUUCCACAGAUGCCGAAUCGUCCUCGUCACCGUCUCCUGAGCCGUCCUCGUCACCGUCGCCCGCAACUCCCUUGUCACCGUCGCCUGCGCUGUCACCGUCGUUGGCUGCGUCAUCGUCACCCUCGGCCUUACCGACCGACUCUGACUACUCCGCCGACCCUCUGGACCUCAUCGGCUCACAGACCCCGACUCGCCUCGGCCCACCGGACGUGCACCGCCCAGACUUCAGCACGUACCGUGAGCCCGCAUCGGCUGAGGAGUCGCCCGACGAACUCGACAUCAUUGGGCGCCACUCGCGCGAUGAAUCGCCGGACGAAAUCGAUUUCCUCACCCAACACCACCGCGCCUUCAUCGCCACCGACGACGACAACUCUGACACAGAAGCCAUUCAACCAGUCAAGUCCAUCACCAGCGACCCACAGACAUGGCGCGAGGCAAUGUCGAGUGACAAGCGCGAAGUGUGGGCCAAGGCCGCUACCGACGAGUUCAAUUCCAUGCGCGACGACUUCAAGGUCUUCACCAUCGAGGACCGAUCCACGGUACCAGUGGGUGCGACCAUCGUCACAUCCAAGUUCGUCUGGAAAACGAAACGGAAUGCACUCGGCGAAGUCACCGGCCACAAGGCACGGCUCGUGGCGCAGGGAAAUCGGCAACGCGACGGCAUCGACUUCAACGAAACCUUCGCACCAGUCGCACGCUUCUCCUCGAUACGCUCACUCCUCGCGCUGGCGGCCGCCAACGGCUUGCACGUGCACCAGGCGGACAUCGACAAAGCCUAUCUGCAUGGCGACCUUGACCAUGACAUCUGGAUGACGACACCGCGCGGCUUCGACCUUCCCACCGACAAGGUGCUUCGUCUGCGACGCUCCAUCUACGGACUCAAACAGGCUGGCCGAAUCUGGAAUCGACACAUCGACGCAUCGCUUCGAGAUCUCGGCUAUACGGCGACGGGCACCGACCACUGCGUGUACUCUCGGAUCGACGAUCGGCGACGCCCACACUACAUCGCGCUGUACGUCGACGACCUCCUGAUGAUCAGCCCCGACUUGGCCGAAAUUGAACGUGUCAUCUCGGGCCUCGAACAACGCUACGGCGUCAAGCGCCUCGGCCCGGCAGAGUACAUCCUCGGCAUCCAGAUCAGGCGACUCGAAGACGGUUCUAUUGCCCUGUCCCAGGAACGGUACAUCAUGGACGUGCUUGCUCGGUUCCACUUCGACACCACGACUCGCGGCACUACAGUCCCGAUGACCCCCGGCCUUUCGCUCACCGCCAUCCCGGGUCAAGGCACCGAACGGAUCAGGUCAUGGUAUCUGCAGGCUAUCGGCUCGCUCCUCUACAUUUCGCUCGGCACCCGCCCCGACAUCGCCUUCGCCGUGUCCUACCUGGCCCGCUUCGCCAACAACCCUGGACGUCGUCACUGGAUCGCGGUCAAGCACAUCCUCCGCUAUCUCCGGGCCACAUAUCGCGACGAACUGGUUUAUGCUUGCGGCGAGACACGCAUCACGGGCGUGGUUGGCUACUCCGACGCGAACUGGGGGGCCUGCGUCGAUACGUCGGUGUCCACUAUGGGCUACGUCUUCUACAUUGCCGGAUCCGCCGUGUCUUGGUCGUCCAAGCGUCAAUCUCGAGUUGCCGAUUCUACCACCGACGCUGAAUACCUCGCCCUCUCGCAUGCUGGCAAGGAAGGGAUCUACCUCAGUCAGCUGCUCGAGGAGCUCCAUGUCCAACCUGUUGCACCGGCUCACAUUUUUACUGACAAUGAAGCCGCUGCCGCAGUUGCCCACGACCCUGUCCGCGUCUCCGGCACUCGACACAUACGCUUGCGCGAGCACUUUGUUCGGGACAUGGUGAAUCGGGGCGAUAUCUCACUCUCGCAUGUGGGAACCAGCAACAUGGUGGCCGACAUCUUCACAAAGGCUCUUGGCCCAAAGAUUUUCUCGACACACUGCUACGCACUAGGCCUUCGCACUCGACACCCACGGCUUGGAUCUGCCUCGCAUUCGCGUGGGGGGGGUGUGAAGAGUCCACUCUCAGCUCGACAGGGGCGCCUCGGUCGUUGCGCGCGCCUGCUAGCCUGGCCCCUGUGGUGGGGACUUAGGCGCGCGCGAGUGCCUCAGCGCGCCGGCGCCGGCGGUUUUCGGGCGCGCGCCGCUAGCCCGCCCUUGCAGUGGGGACUUAGCCGCGCGCGACUGCCUCAGCGCUCCAGCGAUUUCGCCCGCGCCUGGGCAUAUCCCAGCGCGGGCCACCUUUCCAUUUCUUAGCUUCCUUCUCAUCACUUCUGUUCGACUCUCGACUUCUCCUGACAGUAGUGGUGAUCAUCUCAUAGGUACGCUGAAAUAGAUCACUUCUGUUCGACUCUCGACUUCUCCUGACAGUAGUGGUGAUCAUCUCAUAGACCCCACUAGUAAGGUCGGCGCACAUGGACGUCUCAUCCCCCCUUGAUGAUUCUGCCAUGAGCGCCGUUGACGUGGCCCCAGGGUACACUGGCGGAACCUUACUUAACUUCACAGAUGCCGAAUCGUCCUCGUCACCGUCGCCUGCGUCGCCCUCAUCACCGUCGUCUGCGCCAUCGCCUGCACUUUCACCAUCGUCGGCUGCGUCAUCGUCACCCUCGGCCUUACCGACCGACUCUGAAGACUCCGCCGAUCCCCUCGACCUCCUCGGCUCACAGCCCCAGGUUCGCCUCGAUCUACAGGACGUGCACCACCCAGACUUCAGCACGUACCGCGAGCCCGCAUCGGCUGAGGAGUCGCCCGACGAACUCGACCUCAUUGGGCGCCACUCUCGCGACGAAUCUCCGGACGAAAUCGAUUUCCUCACCCGACACCACCGCGCCUUCAUCGCCAUCGACGACGACACCUCUGACACAGAGGCAAUUCAGCCAGUCAAGUCCAUCACGAGCGACCCACAGACCUGGCGCGAGGCGAUGUCUAGCGACAAGCGUGAAGUAUGGGCCAAAGCCGCCACCGACGAGUUCACCUCCAUGCGCGACGACUUCAAGGUCUUCACCAUCGAGGACCGAGCCACGGUGCCCGCGGGUGCGACUAUCGUUACAUCCAAGUUCGUCUGGAAAACGAAACGGAACGCACUCGGCGAAGUCACUGGACACAAGGCAAGGCUGGUCGCGCAAGGCAAUCGGCAACGCGACGGCAUCGACUUCAACGAAACGUUCGCACCGGUCGCACGCUUCUCCUCGAUACGCUCACUCCUCGCGCUGGCGGCCGCCAACGGCUUGCACGUGCACCAGGCGGACAUCGACAAAGCAUAUCUGCAUGGCGACCUUGACCACGACAUCUGGAUGACGGCACCGCGCGGCUUCGACCUUCCCAGCGACAAGGUGCUUCGCCUGCGACGCUCCAUCUACGGGCUCAAACAGGCUGGCCGAAUCUGGAAUCGACACAUUGACGCUUCGCUUCGGGCCCUCGGUUACACGGCGACGGGCACCGACCACUGCGUAUACUCUUGGCUCGAUGAUCGUCAAUGUCCACACUACAUCGCACUGUACGUCGACGACCUCCUGAUGAUCAGCCCGGAACUGGCCGAAAUCGAACGUGUCAUCUCAGGCCUGGACCAACGCUACGGAGUCAAGCGCCUCGGCCCGGCCGAGUAUAUCCUCGGCAUCCAGAUCAGGCGGUUCGACGACGGCUCUAUCGCCCUAUCCCAGGAACGGUACAUCAUGGACGUGCUCGCUCGGUUCCACUUCGACACCACGACUCGCGGCACUACAGUUCCGAUGACUCCCGGCCUUUCGCUCACUGCUAUCCCGGGUCAAGGCACCGAACGGAUCAGGUCAUGGUAUCUGCAGGCUAUCGGCUCGCUCCUCUACAUUUCGCUCGGUACCCGCCCUGACAUCGCCUUCGCCGUGUCCUACCUGGCCCGCUUCGCCAACAACCCCGGUCGUCGUCAUUGGAUUGCGGUCAAGCACAUCCUACGCUAUCUCCGGGCCACGUAUCGCAACGAACUCGUGUAUGCUCGCGGCCAGGCUCGCAUCACGGGUGUGGUAGGCUACUCCGACGCGAACUGGGGGGCCUGCAUCGACACAUCGGUGUCCACCAUGGGCUACGUCUUCUACAUCGCUGGCUCGGCCGUGUCCUGGUCGUCCAAACGCCAGUCUCGAGUUGCCGAUUCGACCACCGACGCUGAAUACCUCGCCCUCUCGCAUGCUGGCAAGGAAGGGAUUUACCUCAGUCAGCUGCUCGAAGAGCUCCAUGUACAACCUGUUGCACCGGCUCACAUCUUUACUGACAACGAAGCCGCUGCUGCAGUUGCUCACGAUCCUGUCCGCGUCUCUGGCACUCGGCACAUACGCUUGCGUGAGCACUUCGUUCGGGACAUGGUGAAUCGGGGCGACAUCUCUCUCUCGCAUGUGGGUACCAGCGACAUGGUGGCCGACAUCUUCACCAAGGCUCUCGGCCCAAAGGUCUUCUCAACGCACUGCUACGCCCUCGGCCUUCGCACUCGACACCCGCGGCUUGGGUCUGCCUCGCAUUCGCGUGGGGGGGGUGUGAAGAGUCCACUCUCAGCUCGACAGGGGCGCCUCGGUCGUUGCGCGCACUUGCUAGCCCGCCCCCGGCGGUGGGGACUUAGACGCGCGCGACUGCCUCAGCGCGCCAGCGCCGGCGGAUUCAUGCGCGCGCCCGCUAGCCCGCCCCCUUGCGGUGGGGACUUAGGCGCGCCGGCGAUUUCACCCGCGGCUGACUUAGGGAUGUACAUUGUCACGCGCCUGGGACUAUCCCAGCGUGGCCCCCCCUUUCUGUUUCUUAGCUUCCUUCUCAUCACUUCUGUUCGACUCUCAACCUCUCCUGACAGUAGUGGUGAACGUCUCAUAGGUACGCUGAAAUAGAUCACUUCUGUUCGACUCUCAACCUCUCCUGACAGUAGUGGUGAACGUCUCAUACAUCUGGGCUGAGGCCGCCGCCGCCGAGUUCACCGCCAUGCGCGACGACUUCAAGGUGUUCACCAUCGAGCCUCGCUCAUCUGUACCGCCGGGCGCCACCAUCGUCACCUCCAAAUUCGUCUGGAAGACCAAGCGCAACGCAAGCGGUGAAGUCACGGGGCGGAAGGCACGUCUUGUAGCGCAGGGUAACCGACAGCGCGACGGCAUCGACUUCUCAGAAACCUUCGCACCCGUCGCCCGUUUCUCCUCCAUUCGCUGCCUCCUGGCUCUUGCCGCUGCCAAUGGCUACCACGUUCAUCAGGCCGACAUCGACAAGGCUUACCUCCACGGCGAGCUCGAUCAUGAUAUCUGGAUGACGACACCACGCGGUUUCGACUUCCCGAGCGAUAAGGUUCUCCGGCUGCGACGCUCAAUCUACGGUCUCAAGCAGGCCGGUCGCAUCUGGAAUCGUCACAUUGACACAUCACUCAGGAAUCUGGGGUACAAGGCAACAGGCACUGAUCACUGCAUUUACUCUCGCAUUGACGAUCAGCAGCGGCCUCACUAUAUCGCCUUGUAUGUCGACGACCUCCUCAUUGUCAGUCCAGCCCUCGACGAGAUCGAACGUGUCAUCUCCGGCCUUGAACAGCGGUACGGCGUCAAACGACUCGGCCCCGCGGAGUACUAUGAAGGAACAAUAUACCACUGCACCAAAAGGCGAGGCACCUCUACUUCAGUGAGCGCAUAUUGUCCUAGAAGUGAGAUGGAGCAAAGUUCAACACCCCCCUGUGCGCGAAGCUGAAGAGCUUGUGGCAGUGGGUGCGGCUGUGAGGCAACUGGGCAUGUUGAUCAGGUCGCUUGGGCAAGUGCAGCUUGGGCACUGUGAGCACUGUCGAUGCGCCAGGGUGCUUGGCACGCCGCUGGGCAAGUGCGGGGGCCGGGACGCUGAGUGUAUGCGCGCAAAAUUGCCUGACCCCAGGGGGGAUUGAACUCAUGACCUGCUGGUUGCUCUGGGCUCAUAACCUAUGAAGGAACAAUAUACCACUGCACCAAAAGGCGAGGCACCUCUACUUCAGUGAGCGCAUAUUGUCCUAGAAGUGAGAUGGAGCAAAGUUCAACAAGUACAUCCUCGGAAUCCAAAUACGCCGCCUGGACGACGGUUCCAUUGCUCUAUCCCAGGAGCGCUACAUCAUGGACGUGCUGGCCCGUUUCCACUUCGACACCACGACACGCGGCACUACGGUGCCGAUGACGCCCGGCCUCUCGCUCACGGCAAUUCCGGGUCAGGGAACGGAGCGCAUUCGUUCGUGGUACCUACAGGCCAUCGGCUCCCUCCUCUACAUCUCCCUUGGCACUCGACCCGACAUUGCCUUCGCCGUCUCGUACCUGUCCCGGUUCGCCAACAACCCCGGCCGCCGCCAUUGGAUUGCCGUCAAACACGUCCUUCGCUACCUUCGCGCCACGUACCGCGAUGAGCUUCUCUAUGCCCGCGGCCCAGCAAAAGUCACGGGUGUGGUUGGUUAUUCUGAUGCGAACUGGGGCGCCUGCGUCGACACAUCCAUUUCAACGAUGGGCUACGUAUUUUACUUGGCAGGCGCCGCUGUCUCUUGGUCGUCGAAGCGUCAGACUCGGGUAGCGGAUUCCACCACUGAUGCCGAGUACCUGGCCUUGUCGCACGCGGGUAAGGAAGCGAUCUACCUUAACCAACUCCUCUCCGAGCUCCACGUUUGCCCAAUCGCUGCAGCUCACAUCUUCACCGACAACGAGGCCGCGGCCGCCGUCGCUCACGACCCCGUUCGCACCUCCGGCACCCGGCACAUUCGCCUCCGCGAGCAUUUUGUCCGUGACAUGGUCAAUCGAGGUGAUAUCUCUCUCUCACACGUUGGCACAGCAGACAUGGUUGCGGACGUAUUCACCAAAGCGCUAGGCCCCAAGAUUUUUGGUACACAUUGCUAUGCUCUAGGCCUCCGGACGCGACAUCCACGGCUCAAGUCUACCUCGCGUUCGCGUGGGGGGGGGUGUGAGGAAUCUGUGAGGAAUCCACUCUCCGCUCGGCUCAGGACUUAGGCGCGCGGAGCGAACCGGGCGCGGACUUAGGCGCGCGGAGUGAGCCGGGCGCCCCGGCCCAGGACUUAGGCGCGCGAAGCGAGCCUGGGACUUAG
Molecule: messenger RNA, 10314 nt
Organism: Microbotryum saponariae
Lineage: Eukaryota; Fungi; Basidiomycota; Microbotryomycetes; Microbotryales; Microbotryaceae
Source: the annotation of a GenBank genome assembly